AUGAGUUAUAAUAACAAAUUUAAUGACAAAAAAAGAUUUUUAUCAACAUCCUAUCAAGAUGUAAAUAAUUAUAUCAAUGCACAAAAUACCCAAGCGGUUACAAAUCAACCAUAUUUUUAUCCAAUUAUACCUCAGUACCCUUUUGCUACUACAGCAUAUAACCCUAAUAUAAAUUAUCCGAAUAUGAUACCAAUGAAUAAUAACUAUAAUAAUUAUAAUAAUAAAAGAUUUAAUAAAAAAAAAAAGAGUUUUCAUAAUUUUAAUAAAUAUACAAUGGAAGUAAACUCUAAUAUAAGAGAAGCAGUUAAUGAUCCAUGGACUCACUUAUAUGGAAAAUAUCCAAAUAUUCAAUUUAAAUGA
Messenger RNA from Plasmodium adleri (nom. inval.), 360 nucleotides. Its product is annotated as conserved Plasmodium protein, unknown function. The transcript has a single exon. The record is from RefSeq and is a predicted model, not a curated record. Bases 1 to 360 code for a protein of 119 amino acids. Lineage: Eukaryota; Apicomplexa; Aconoidasida; Haemosporida; Plasmodiidae.